Echinococcus granulosus is the source of this 504-nucleotide messenger RNA. Its product is annotated as Deoxynucleoside kinase. Lineage: Eukaryota; Metazoa; Platyhelminthes; Cestoda; Cyclophyllidea; Taeniidae. Gene Ontology annotation, cellular component: cytoplasm; mitochondrion. Gene Ontology annotation, biological process: nucleobase-containing compound metabolic process. Gene Ontology annotation, molecular function: ATP binding; deoxynucleoside kinase activity. The record is from RefSeq and is a predicted model, not a curated record. Bases 1 to 504 code for a protein of 167 amino acids. The transcript has 7 exons.
AUGAACAGAACAUUUAGAGUUGCUGUGGAGGGAAACAUUGGUUGUGGAAAGUCCACAUUCCUCAAUUAUUUCAAAGAGCUCUCACCCAAUAUCCAAGUUUCGCCUGAAACCAUUGAACUAUGGACUGACGUGAAUGGAUUCAAGCUAUUCGAGGCAUAUUAUGCUGAUCCAAACAGAUGGAGUGCGACUUUUCAAAGUCAAGUUAUGGUUACAGCAUUUAAAAGACAGGCUGAAAUACAGACUGCUCCUGUGCAAUUAUUUGAGCGCUCUAUCAACGGUUGUCGUCAUUGCUUUGUUGAAGUGUUGCUUAGGAAUAAUCGUAUAUCCGAAGAAGACGUGAAGGUUUAUGAUAAAUUCUAUGAAUGGGGCAUGAGCAUGCCUAUUUUUCAGCUUGAUCUCAUCGUCUAUCUGCGAUGUUCUCCUGAGAUCUGUGCCGAAAGAAUACGCAAGCGUGAUCGUAGGGGCGAAAGCGCCAUCUCAAUGAGUCCGCGCGAACGUAAGUGA